Messenger RNA from Anthonomus grandis grandis, 516 nucleotides. RefSeq names its product biogenesis of lysosome-related organelles complex 1 subunit 1 (gene Blos1). The transcript is spliced from 3 exons. Gene Ontology annotation, biological process: endosomal transport. The record is from RefSeq and is a predicted model, not a curated record. NCBI's taxonomy places the organism in Eukaryota, Metazoa, Arthropoda, Insecta, Coleoptera, Curculionidae. Gene Ontology annotation, cellular component: BLOC-1 complex. Bases 111 to 491 code for a protein of 126 amino acids.
UACAAAGUUUGACAAAUGACGCAUACCUAUCAACAUAAACAAUAUUUGAUGGGAAGUGAACAAUAAUAAUAAUAAUUCACAUAUUAUUACCUUAAAAAUAAUAAAUAAACAUGUUGACUUCCAUGGUUAAGGAGCACCACGCUAAACAAGUCAUUAAAAAGGAAAUUCAAGAGAGUAAAAGAAAAGAGGCUUGUGCCGCCGCAAGUGACUUAACCCAAGCCCUAGUUGACCACCUUAAUGUAGGGGUUGCCCAAGCCUACCUAAACCAGAAAAAACUAGAUGCCGAGGCCAAACAGCUACACACCAGCGCCCUUGCAUUUUCCAAGCAAACCCAGCACUGGCUCAGUCUAGUGGAUAGCUUUAGUAGUGCCUUAAAAGAGCUGGGGGACGUGGAAAACUGGGCGAAAACCAUCGAGGGCGAUAUAAGAACCAUCACAACAGCCCUGGAGAUUGUUUAUAAAAGUUCCCAGGAACAAAGCGAGAGUCAGUAAAUAAUAAACCAGUUGAAAAGUAAAA